GGCGGGUCCCUGGGAAUUUACUGGAGCAAGUAAUAUUUAUUCCUGAUAUUUAGAGCCGUUAUUUAUAUUUAAGCUUAUUUCAGCCGUCGACAUUCAAUCCGCCUUGAUCCAGUCGAUCUCUGCGAGCUUCAAAUGCCACAGAGAUCGCGUUCUGCUGCUCGACUACUCGCCCGAAGCUCGACAAUCGAUAAUUCCCACUGUGUCAACCAUGGCUCGACAGCAAAAGCGCAGAGAGAAGGAUCCUAAGAUCAAGCUCAAACAACCGGAUCGAUCCGGCCCCUCCCAGGAAACGCUUCUCGAUAUCGCGGAAAAGCGCGGUCUCUUCAAAGCAGUCGAGGAGAAGGAGAAGGAGAAACAUAAAGCGGAAGAAUCUGCAGACCAAACUGAAGAUGAUUCCGUCAUUGGAAGGUUUGGGGAGGCUUUUCUCUGGAGCUUGAGUCUCACGAUGCUACACUUCACUCUCGAUGUUCUAGUCACUCAUCAGUACGCCGUCGAGGUCUCCUGGCCCGGCAUCAUAUCGCGGGCCGUGCAGGCAUUUCCCGUGAUUCUCCUCCUCUUCUACUCCUUCCACCCACACGCCUCUCCCUCCGUGCUCCUCCCCCGCCUCCCUCCACGAAUCCAACCAUUCCUCCAUCAACUGUUCUUCUUCGUCCUCAGCGUUUCAGCAGGAUGCUACUUAAUAUACAUCUCGAACACAUAUGGCUAUUACGCCGUCAUGAAACGCUCACCUGCGUUGGGCUGUAUCUGGGUCUGGUCCGUGAUCGAGCUGAACUUGUUUUGUGCGACUACCAGUCUGAUAUGUUGCGGCGCUUUCCUCAAAUAUGGAGAUUAUUCGUUCCUAUGAGAUAUACGACUUGCAUAGGACGGAUCGGAUAACAGGCAUUGGGUCCUGGGGUUUCGGUACUUCAUUCUCGGCGGGUUUGGAAGGGAGGGGGCCCUUGACGCUCCUCAUAUAUCACACUGCUUGAGAUUGGCUCAACGCAGCUAUGAUGCGUAGCACGAUACACCAGGACUUGAAGCUCCUCUAAUGUCUCGUGUUGUGCGAAGAACGUUGUCUACGGACCCCAGUCUGGCGAACAUCACGUACACAGCUGCCACGGUGGAAAAGGGCGAAGGCGAGGAUUCCGGUGAUGACGACGGGUAUGGACAGGGCGGGUUCGUGAAUAGGACUGCACAGAGCAACGUCUCUCACAGCUCAAACAGGGAGCUCUUGAAGGUCUCGUGACUUGUUCCCCUUUCUUCCCCCAUAUCCUGCCUGGGCUACCACUCUUCGAAUGGCGUCUUAAUCAUGAGAGCAGGG
Amorphotheca resinae ATCC 22711 is the source of this 1300-nucleotide messenger RNA. RefSeq lists its product as hypothetical. The record is from RefSeq and is a predicted model, not a curated record. The coding region runs from base 209 to 844 and encodes 211 amino acids. Lineage: Eukaryota; Fungi; Ascomycota; Leotiomycetes; Helotiales; Amorphothecaceae. The transcript has 2 exons.